Messenger RNA from Triticum turgidum subsp. durum (durum wheat), 468 nucleotides. The record is from the annotation of a GenBank genome assembly. Lineage: Eukaryota; Viridiplantae; Streptophyta; Magnoliopsida; Poales; Poaceae.
AUGAUCGAUCCGACGGUAAGCGCCUCUGCCCACAGCCCAUCCCUAACCCUAACCCCAGCCCAAAUCCUGACUCUGCCCCCUCCCGCCCCAGUCCGCGACCCGCUGCUGGACAUGGUCUUCCAGGCGGCCUCCGACGACAACCUCCCCCGCUUCAAGGGUACGCUGCCCCCUCCCCCGUCCCGGAUUCCGACCCUGACCCAGUUUCGUUGCUUGACUGCUAACAUUUUGGAGGCCCAAUCCAUCGCAGCGCUGGUCAUGAUGCUGGACACGGGCAGGGGCCGCCCCAAGGAGGCGAUUGAGGAGUUGAGGGUGGAAGAUGAUGCGAAGCUUCAAGGUUUCAGUGCGCUGCACAUCGCGGCCAGUAGAUGUAGUCUUGAGGUGUGCAGGUACCUCGUCGAGGAGCUGCUGAUAGAUGUGGAUCUGGUCGACAAGGAAGGUCCAUCUAUCUUCAAAACCCUAAUAUACUAG